This is a messenger RNA of Fusarium falciforme, 1278 nucleotides long. RefSeq names its product Mannose-6-phosphate isomerase. The coding region runs from base 13 to 1278 and encodes 421 amino acids. Gene Ontology annotation, molecular function: zinc ion binding; mannose-6-phosphate isomerase activity. Gene Ontology annotation, biological process: GDP-mannose biosynthetic process; carbohydrate metabolic process. Gene Ontology annotation, cellular component: cytosol. The transcript has a single exon. Lineage: Eukaryota; Fungi; Ascomycota; Sordariomycetes; Hypocreales; Nectriaceae. The record is from RefSeq and is a predicted model, not a curated record.
ACUUCUUUCAACAUGUCGACACCGUUGGCGCCUUUCUACCAGCUCCGUUGCGGCUGCAAUCAAUACCCAUGGGGCAAACAAGGAUCCGACUCUUUGGCAGCGCGCCUAUGCGCAAAGACACCAGGAUGGGAGGGAGAUGAUAAGAAGGACUUUACCAUUGACGAGAACACGCCUUACGCUGAGAUGUGGAUGGGUACAUAUCCCGUCUUGCCCUCCUACGUCGCAAGCACAGGCGAGGAUCUUCAAGAUGUCUUGGACCGGUAUCCAAAGGAGCUUCUUGGGGAAAAGGUCAUCGCAAAGUUUGGCCACACAAAGCUCCCAUACCUCCCCAAGGUCCUAUCGAUCGCGAAAGCGCUUCCUUUGCAAGUGCAUCCCAACAAGGAGUUUUCGAGCAAGAAGCACAAGGAAGACCCUGAUUCAUUCACCGACUCGAACCACAAGCCCGAAAUUGCUCUGGCUUUGACCGAGUUUGAGGCAUUCUGCGGUUUCAAGCCUGUGGAAGCCAUCGUGGAUGUGCUUCGUCGCAAGCCUUUGAGGCAUUUGCUGGUUGCUGGCGGUGCGACUGUGGCAGAUGAGAAGCUUUCUGAAGAGGGCUUGCGUCAAGUCGUCAAGACCAUCCUCAAGUCUUCUGACGAAGACAUCAAGAAGAUGUUUGAAGCAAUCAGGGAACUUCCAGACUCUGCUUUUGUUGGUCUCAACUCUGCCAUCCCGCAAGUCUCAAAACGACUCGAGGGCCAAUUCCCGAAGACCGAUCCCGGCCUACUAGUCGGCCUUCUAUGCAUGAACUACAUGCUCCUCCAACCAGGAGACGUCAUCUACAUCCCCGCUGGCGGUAUCCACGCAUACAUUGCAGGCGACAUCAUCGAGUGCAUGGCACGCUCCGACAAUGUCCUCAACACUGGCUUCUGUCCCAAGGCAGACCGUGACAAUGUGGAUGAGUUUUGCUCUGUCCUGGACUGGGAGCCCACAACCAAGAUGAAGACGGUUCUCCCGCCAGAGGGCUAUCCUCUUAGCAAAGAGGGAAAGACAAACAUUUUUCGACCGCCUACGAGCGAGUUUAAUGUGUUGGCGACGGACUUGGGUGCGGGUGAGCGGGAGGUUUUGGGUGAAGGUGGUGCCGCGAUCCUCAUCGCGACGAAAGGAAGUGCAACAGUCAAGGCGAAUGAUGAUGCAUUUGAGCUGUCAGAAGGACAUGUGUACUUUGUAGCACAGGGAGUCAAGUUGGAGAUUACAGCUGGAAAGCAGGGCGUGUUGAUGCACGCGGCGAUCGUGGAGUAA